Molecule: messenger RNA, 1631 nt
Organism: Lontra canadensis (Northern American river otter)
Lineage: Eukaryota; Metazoa; Chordata; Mammalia; Carnivora; Mustelidae
Gene: RNF135
Product: ring finger protein 135
Exons: 5
Biological process (GO): regulation of innate immune response
Cellular component (GO): cytoplasm
Molecular function (GO): protein binding; ribonucleoprotein complex binding; ubiquitin-protein transferase activity
Source: RefSeq, a predicted model, not a curated record
CCCGGCGCCCGGCGGCGCGGCCUGGCCACUAUUGCGGGUAUGGACACCCGCCUGGCCGUCCCCGUGUGGCUGGCCGAGGACGAUCUGGGCUGCAUCAUCUGUCAAGGGCUGCUUACCAGGCCCGCCACGCUGCCCUGCGGCCACAGCUUCUGCCGCGACUGCCUGAAGGGCCUGUGGGCCGCGGGCAGCGCCAGCCCCCGGCGCUCCUGCCCCACCUGCCGGGAGAGCACCCCGGCGCCGCUGCACCUGCGGAAGAACACGCUGCUGCAGGAGCUGGUGGACAAGUACAGCCGGGCGCUGCGCGAGCUGGGGGCGGGUCCUGAUCCCGACCCCGCCCCCGGCCCCGCCCAGGGACGCGCCCUUGGCCCCGCGCCUGCGCCUGCACACCCGCGUCGCACCGCCCAGUUGCCGGCCGCGGCACAGAAGAGAAUCAUAGAAGUUGUGCGCGAGCUGGCAGAGUUGGCAGAACAGCUCGUAGACAUUGUCAAGAGUCUUCAGAGUCAAAGGGACGUCCCUGAAUCUGGACCAGACAAUGACAGGAGCACCCUGAGCAUGAGCAUGUCUUCUUCUGGUGAGAUGGACCUUUCCUUGGCUUCUUCAAAACCAAUGACUUCCAAUACACCUGAGAGAAAAACAAGAGACGUUCUGCAUGACCUAGAAGAAAUCCAGAAAAAAUUACGGGAAAACUUCACAUGGAACGAGUCCCUCGAAGAACAGAUGCAGGUGGAACUCCAGGAAGCUCCCCAUUCCGCUUCAUGCCUGCUGCCUGGCCAGAGCCACCCAGCCCCCAAGAGGGCCUCCCGGUUUGCUCAGUGGGCCAUCAGUCCAACCUUUGACCUUCGCAGCCACUCCUGCAGCCUAACGGUGUCCAAGGAUGGCCUGGCGGUGACUGUGUCUCACUGCCCACAGACCCAUCUCUGGAAUCAUGAGAGGUUUGUGACCUGCCAGGCAUUAUGCUCCCAGGCCUUUUCUUCUGGGCGACAGUACUGGGAAGUGGACACUCAGCGUUGUAGCCACUGGGCAGUUGGGGUGGCUUCCUGGGGGAUGAAACGUACCCAGAUCCUGGGAAGGACCAGCGACUCCUGCUGUAUAGAGUGGAAGGGGACGGGCCAGCUCUCUGCAUGGCACAUGGUUGAGGAGACUGUCCUCGGCUCAGACAGACCUAUGGUGGUGGGCAUCUGGCUGGACCUGGAGGAGGGGAAACUUGCCUUCUAUUCAGUGGCUAACCAGGAGAAGCUUAUAUAUGAGUGCCCGGUCCCAGCCUCCUCUCCUCUGCACCCUGCCUUUUGGCUCUAUGGCUUAAAUCCUGGAAACGCUCUGACUAUAAGGCCAGUAAAUGUGUAAAGUUUCCCUGGAUGUCAGAACCUGGUGGUCCUGGCCUUUCAAACCAGGCCGUUGACAACAGUCCCACUUCCGGAGUUAAUGGGUGCGCCGCAAAGGGCUAACUGCAGGCCUGGGAUGGGCAGACUGCACGUUCCUGAGAGAGCAUGGGUCCUUGACUGGCUCCUGGGAGGCACCCCCUAAGCCCUUGGGGUAUCCUGGCUGAUAAGAGUGUUGUUGUUUACCCGUGGCCUUGGGCCAGGAGAUAUCAGCUUGACCUCUGGAGGGGCUGGAGACUAAAGCAUGCCCCU